Lachnellula hyalina is the source of this 1671-nucleotide messenger RNA. It is a transcript of the gene GPI10, whose product is annotated as GPI mannosyltransferase. Gene Ontology annotation, cellular component: endoplasmic reticulum membrane. Gene Ontology annotation, molecular function: alpha-1,2-mannosyltransferase activity. The annotation marks the transcript as partial. The record is from RefSeq and is a predicted model, not a curated record. Lineage: Eukaryota; Fungi; Ascomycota; Leotiomycetes; Helotiales; Lachnaceae. Gene Ontology annotation, biological process: GPI anchor biosynthetic process. The transcript has 5 exons.
AUGAGCACACCCGUAGCACGCCCUCCCUCGAAGAGACCAACACCAGAGGAAUCCAAACAACCUCCUCAAAACGAACAAGUCAACUCCCUGCUCUAUAACCAAAGAUGCAGCGAUAUAUGGAUGCUCCUUCUCGGACUCCGAUUCAUCAACGCGCUAUGCGUCCGCACCUUCUUCCAGCCAGACGAGUAUUUCCAAUCCCUAGAGCCAGCCUGGCAAAUGGCCUUUGGAUCGGAAAGUGGAGCCUGGAUCACGUGGGAAAGAAUGGCAGUAUCAGCUGCGCUCUUCCUUACAUCCGGCUCUUUUCGCGCGACGGUUUUGGCGGUGCUGCCGAAUAUUGUGCAGGCGUAUUUUGCGGCCGUGGGGGAUUAUUAUACAUGGCAACUGUCGGAGAAGAUAUACGGUAGAGGAAGUAAUGCUAAUUGGGCUUCUCUUUUGAUGACAAUCUUCAGUCCCUGGCAGUGGUUCUGCUCGACUAGGACAUUCUCAAAUUGCCUCGAGACGACUAUGACCAUUACUGCGUUAAAUUUUUGGCCGUGGAAAUUCUCAUCGGAUAGUGUUCUAGAUGAAUCUGCAGGCGUGAAGGAGACGGCUGUAGCGCCUGCCAAGAUCUCGAUUUUCGAAGAGCCUGGGUCUGUCAAGGGGCUUAUUACGUCUCUUCUACUUGCUGGGACUGCCUGCAUCCUACGCCCGACGAAUGCACUUAUAUGGUUUUCCAUUGUAAUGGCAACGAUAACUCGAUUCUUCUCGGGUUCCCGACUAAAACCCUCUGACUAUCUGUUUCUCAUCCGACAAGUUGUUUUAUUUGGACUAGUCAUACUUUUCGUCUCGGGAAUCUCAGACAGACUAUACUUCGGCGAGUGGACCUUCCCACCAUACCAGUUCCUCAAUUUCAACGUCAACCAAGACCUUGCAGUCUUUUACGGACGCAAUGUCUGGCACUACUAUCUUUCCCAAGGCCUCCCUUUACUUCUCACAACCUACCUACCAUUCGCUUUAAUCGGACUCUGGAACUCGGCUUCCCUUCCAGCAGGCAACAUCCGCUUCCUACUAGCAACCACGAUCCUCGUGACCGUCAGUACCCUCUCCCUAAUCGCGCACAAAGAAGUCCGCUUCAUCUACCCGCUCCUCCCUCUCCUCCACAUCCUCGCCGCCCCCUCAAUCAGCGCCUUCUUCCACACUCCACAAAACCGAACAACCCAUCCAACCCCUGUCCCCACGACCACGACCACGACCACGGCCCCUACCAUCCACCGCAAGCCCCUGCUAGCUCUCCUCCUCCUCCUCAAUCUAUCCAUCGCAGCCUUCACAACCCUAAAUCACCAACGCGGCGUCCUCUCCGUCCUAACCUUCCUCCGCCACGAAUACGAAACCACGCACCCCACGCUCCUCGACCCCAACGGCGCCUUACGCCCAUCAUCCCACGAUACCGACACCAAAAUCGAAACAUUCGCCGCCUUCCUCAUGCCCUGCCACAGCACGCCCUGGCGCAGCAAGCUCUCGCACCCGUCCCUACACGCCUGGGCGCUAACCUGCGAGCCGCCGCUGCAUCUCACAGCGCGCACGCCAGAACGGGCGGCGUACCGAGACGAGGCGGAUCGGUUCUAUGACGAUCCGCAGAGGUUUUUCAGGGAGGAGAUUGGGGUGGCUGGGGGGGAGAGGCCGUGGCCGCCG